CCUGGAGGCUGCGUGGGCGGCAGUACUCCUCAGUGGUAGUGACCUGCGGAGGGACACGUGUGCGUCUACCAAGGACGCUUACUGUGACAACGAAGAGGUGGCUGACGCAGGUACACGCAGGAAGUGACAGGCGACGCUACCGUGAGUCGCCAGUCGCAACAAUGUCCGGGAAGGCGAAGGAGACAGGUACGGCGGAGACUUCUUUAGGAGGUGGGCUGCAGGUGUCGGCCGCCGGGAGUACCUCUGGAGGGGACGGCAGCAGCCACCUCUCCCCGGAUGCAAGUUACAAUGUUUACGAGACCAGGUAUCAGAGGUCCCUGCGCAACUAUCUGACGAGGGAGACGCUGCCCAGUGAAGCCCAUUACCGCAACCUCGAGUCCGUGGUUGGAAAUCAAAGGCCCACCAUUGACGAGCUGCACCAGAACACCGUCAGCGAGAGAGAGCGCCAACAGGGAAUUGAUGCAGAAGCAGCCGCCGCCAACCCACGAGGCAAAGUUAUCAAGUUCGGAUGGCUGGAGGGAGUCUAUAUGCGAUGCCUCCUCAAUAUCUGGGGUGUCAUGCUGUUCCUCAGGGUGUCCUGGGUGGUGGGACAGUCUGGCAUCGUCCUGGCAAUCCUGACGGUGAUCCUUGGAAAUGUUGUCACUACUCUCACCACCUUGUCCAUGUCUGCCGUGGCCACCAACGGACGAAUCCAAGCUGGUGGCGUCUACUACAUGAUCUCCCGCUCCCUUGGGCCUGAGUUUGGUGGCUCCAUUGGGCUCAUGUUCACCCUGGCUAACUCCAUCGCAGCUGCCACAUACAUCAUUGGUUUCUGUGACUCCCUCAAGGAUUUGAUGUUCUACUACUUUGAUGGUGCUAAGAUUGUGGAUGGUGCAGUGAAUGACACACGUAUAGUGGGCACAAUCACUCUCAUAUGUGUGCUGGCGCUGGCCAUUGUGGGCAUGGAUUGGGUUACCAGGGUCCAAAUGGGGUUGCUGUUCCUGCUGAUCGGUUCACAGAUUGACUUUGUAGUUGGUGCCUUCAUUGGUCCCCAGAAUGAUGUGCAGAGGUCACAGGGAUUCAUUGGUCUCAGUGGGGAGGUCUUGGCCAAGAAUGUUGGUCCAGAUUAUCGAAAUUUUGAAGGCAGACCGCAGAACUUCUUCUCAGUGUUCGGUGUGUUCUUCACUGCAGUGACGGGCAUUGUGGCUGGCGCAAACCUUUCUGGAGAUCUCAAGGAUCCUGCUGAAGCCAUCCCCAAGGGAACACUGGCUGCCAUUGUCACCACCUUCUGCACCUACAUCAUCUACCCCAUCAUGAUCGGAGCGGCUGUGCUCAGGGAUGCCACAGGUGACGUAAAUGUGUAUCAGAUGUACCAGAACCACAGCAUUGAUGAGAAUCCGGCAUUCACUAAUUGUAGCACAACUGGUCAUGUUGACAAUGGAACUCAAGUGUGUCCAUUUGGCCUUCAGAACAGUUUUCAGGUGAUGGAGCUCAUGUCUGCCUGGGGACCGCUGAUCUACGCUGGCUGCUUUGCUGCCACGCUCUCCUCAGCCAUUGCCUCCUUGGUGGGUGCCCCCAGGGUGCUGCAGGCACUGGCCAAGGACAAACUCUACCCUGGCAUCUUCAUGUUCUCCAAGGGCACCGGUGCCAACAACGACCCCGUUCGUGGUUACAUCCUGGUGUUCGUCAUCUCCUUCAUCUGCAUCAUGAUCGGUGACUUGAACGUUGUCUCCACCCUGCUCAGUAACUUCUUCUUGGCGUCGUACAGCCUCAUCAACUUCUCCUGCUUCCAUGCCUCACUCAUCAAGUCCCCUGGAUGGCGGCCAAGCUUCAAGUACUACAACCUGUGGAUCAGUUGGCUCGGUGGAAUCUUGUGCCUGAUUGUGAUGUUCUUGAUUGACUGGAUCACUGCCCUAGCCACCUUCCUCAUCAUCGUUGCACUGUAUCUCUUCGUGUCCUACCGCAACCCCAACGUCAACUGGGGAUCCUCGACACAGGCACAAACUUACGUGUCGGCCCUCAAGACCACCCUGGACCUGAACACCAUUGAGGAGCAUGUCAAGAACUACCGGCCACAGAUCCUGGUGCUCACUGGUCCAGUGGGCUCUAGGCCGCCACUCAUUGACUUUGCCUACAGUAUCACCAAGAACAUUUCCCUGCUUGCCUGUGGUCAUGUCAUCCAGGGCCCCCAAACCCAGCGCCUGCGUAACUCCCUCACCCGGCAGUCCUACAACUGGCUCAUCCGUCAUAGCAUCCGUGCCUUCUAUUCGCUGGUGGAGGGAAGCAACCUGGAGGAUGGCGCCAGAAACCUCUUCCAGCUGGUGGGUCUGGGCAAGCUGCGUCCCAACACUGUGGUUCUCGGCUACAAGGCAAACUGGCGCAAGUGUGACCCAAUGGAGCUCAAGGCGUACUUCAACACCCUGCAUGAGGCUCUGGACAUGUACUUUGGUUUGGUGAUCCUGCGUGUGCCUCAAGGCUUGGACUACUCCCAGAUUAUUGAGGAUGAGGACUCUCCCAUCACUAUGAAUGGCAACGAGGGUGCCAUCACACAGACAACUGGAGAUAAGCCAGGACAGUCCACUGCCAACCAGCUCACUCAAGAUGGAACGGACAGUGAGGCGUCGAGUCCCCCAGGAUCGCCUCAGGUGGAACGGUCAACAGUAGCAACCGAUGCCAACACAGAGAACAGCAAGAAGCGCCGCACCUCGCUGGCUAACUUGUUCCGGGGUCCAGGGGGUAGCGAGCUCAGCAAGGAUGUGCUCAACAAUAUUACCAUGUUCAAAAGGAAGCAGAAGAAGGGUACCAUUGACGUGUGGUGGCUGUACGAUGAUGGUGGCCUGACGCUGUUGGUGCCCUACAUCCUCACCACUCGCUCCCAGUGGUCCGGCUGCAAACUGAGGGUGUUCGCCCUGGCCAAUCGCAAGGAUGAGCUGGACAUGGAGCAGAGGAGCAUGGCCAACCUGCUCGCCAAGUUCAGGAUAGACUACAGCGAUGUCAUUGUCAUCCCCGACGUGGCCAAGAAGGCGGCUGAGUCUUCCCGCAUGGAGUUUGACCAGCUCAUUGAAGACUUCAAGACCAAGGACGAGGUGGACAAGGAGAAUGAUGGACUCUUGAUCAGUGAGGCAGAGUUGCUGGGGCAGAGAGAGAAGACUAAUCGCCACAUCCGUCUAAGGGAGUUGCUACUUGAAAACUCCAGAGAUUCUUCCCUUGUUGUCAUGACGCUGCCGAUGCCCCGUAAGACGUCUGUGUCGGCCCCGUUGUACAUGGCCUGGCUGGAGACACUCACCCGGGACAUGCCGCCCUUCCUUCUCAUCCGUGGCAACCAAACCUCUGUUCUCACCUUCUACUCUUAAUGGACAUAAAGUGAUUUUUUUUAAUAGGAUUUUAAGGUUCAAGUGUGAAUGGAUAAUGUUGAUUGCUUUGUACAAUAACAGUGUGCAUUGUGUCUUUUACAUGCAGAAAAUUGUGUGUGUGAAUGUGUGUGUGUGUGUGUGUGUGUGUGUGUGUGUGUGUGUGUGUGAGAGUGAUUUUUUAAAGUGAACUAUUUGGGAUACGUUCAUGCAAGUUUUGAAUAUCUUUUUUUAUAAAUGCUUCAUUGAUGCAAGUAUACAAUAUUUGUCAUUGGUAGUAUUAGCACAAUUCCUAUUAAGGAAAUGAGUAGCCUUUCAUUUUGUACAUUCCAUGAGUGAUGAAUGAGAAGGAUUGUAUCAUCUCACAUUUUCUGAUUUCUUCAAAUUAUUCUCACAAAGAUUCUUACGACAAAAAUUGAGCAAUCUGAAGCACAUAUCAGACCAGAUCGAGGCACAAAAAGUAAAAUAACGACCAAUCUUAUCUUUUAAUGUGUAUGAAAGUGUAGUUGAUUUUGAAUUGCCAAUAUUGUUAAGAUUCCCUGGUGUGCCGGUGAGCAGUCAGGCCGUCAACACCUGGCGGCGUGAACCAUCAUCCCAUAGUUCAGUCUUGUUUGCAGUGGAGACAUGUGCUGAAGUGAAAGUGGAACAUGUAUUCAUACUUUUCAUAAACCUGAAACAUUCCUUGACUGAAGAGUCGUGUAGUGGCAUCAGAACUCACCACUUUGUGUUCAUGGUCACACCACUGUACAUGAAUGCAACUACUCUCUCAUAAUUGCUUGAAAAAUGGAAGGAAUAUAUGAAAAGUGUGCAUAAGUUUUCAGUAUAAUUUCUUGUACACUGAAAGAGAGUGAAUUGUCAAAUUGGAGGAAGAAUAUGAAAGAUUAGCAGCUAAUGAUCAAGUAAAUGUAUUGCAAUAAACACACAGAAGAAAAUUUUAAUUAAAGAAGGUUGUUGCUUGCCUUUACAUCUGAGGAGGAAAGAUGUGUUGGUUCUGAGGAUAUAGACUUCUUCUCCAUUGUCAUAAGUAACACCAAUGUCAUUCUAUGCUUGAACUCAGAGUGGUGUGUUAGAGUGAUGCCAAACAUGGUUAGAGUGACUCCUCAUCAUAUUUAGCUUGUGCUUGUAGUGUGAGGUCAGUGCAGGAACAUGCAUAUUUUUCUGGACUCGGUGGGAUUUACCUAGGUGGUGUUGAUCUUUAUAAUGUCCCAGCAAUGCAGAAUCUUGUAAAUAUUUCAUAUAAUUGUUAGGUAUCAUUUUAUUUCAUUGACCUUGCUAGUGUACGUAUGUAGCAUUCAACAUGUUUUAUUACAGAUUCAAUAAAUUUAGGGGUUUUACUUUAAGUUUGUAAAAAAAAUGAAAAAAAACAGGAGAAAAUGCACAAAAGUCUUGGGAAUAUCUUGAAUUUAUAUUUCUUUUUUUUUUUUUUUUUUGAAACAGAGAAUUUGUAUAACAGUGAUCAUUUGUGGUUAGUCUAUUCUGUGAUACAGUGAGCGACGCAGCAGCAAGGCAGCGCCGGCACUGCGCCGCCUCACCCUGCACCACCGAGGCCUGGUGUGCCACGCUCCACAUUCCUCCCCACCGCUGGCACCUCGGCGGCCUGGCACGGCAUGCACACCACACUGUCCUGCCGCUGCGCCCAAACAUGCGAAUACAGCUGUGAACGCGGACACAACUACGAACGAAGCUGUAGCGACAGGCGAGCCUUAUUAGUACAAGGUCCCGUCACGUGAGAGAAGGUGCCUUUGAUUCUGUGAUGAGUGAUCAGGGAAAUGUUUCUCCUUGUUGUUGGAUCUCUAGAACAUUGUCAUUAUGCAGGGUUAUUUGUAUCGGCUGAACAGGAAGGCUCCCCCUCUCUGGCUCCCCCCCAGCUUUGAGGGGCGGCCACAGAGGGGAGGUCUGCCUGCCGUCUGGAAUGGUUCAUCCUAUCGAAGUUGAAUCGUCUAUUUACUUUGUUUUAUAUUAAUAUGUUGAAGUGUUUGCUAACCGUCAUGUUUUCAUUAAUGUGGAUUUGUCCUCCAUUGACUGUAGUUAUUAAUUUGGUUCAUCUUAGGUGGGCUGGGCUCUUGUUAACACUGAUCCUUUAUUAGUAUCAUCAUUAUUUUUAUUAUUAUUAUUAUUUUUGCUUAUUAUUAUUAUUAUUAUUAUUAUUAUUAUUAUUGUUUCCUAAACAACUUACCCAACAAAAAGACAAUUUAAUUUGUAAUAGAAAGACAAAAGUCUCUAGUUUACAAAUAUAAGUUUCUAAUCAACUUGCAUAUCUUUUUAUUACUUAAAUUAUUUGAGGCUUGAUACUUCAGUUGAACCACAAAGAAGAGUUGCUGCAUUUGGUGAAAAUAAAUUGUUAGGCAGUGCUAACCAAAUAAAUUAUAUUUUUGAAAAAUA
Messenger RNA from Portunus trituberculatus (swimming crab), 5711 nucleotides. RefSeq names its product solute carrier family 12 member 3-like (gene Ncc69). Gene Ontology annotation, molecular function: sodium:potassium:chloride symporter activity. Gene Ontology annotation, cellular component: membrane. Gene Ontology annotation, biological process: cell volume homeostasis; potassium ion import across plasma membrane; sodium ion transmembrane transport. The record is from RefSeq and is a predicted model, not a curated record. Lineage: Eukaryota; Metazoa; Arthropoda; Malacostraca; Decapoda; Portunidae. The coding region runs from base 162 to 3332 and encodes 1056 amino acids. The transcript is spliced from 24 exons.